CAGCUAAAGCAGAAGGUACUACAGCAAUAAGCGAACCACAAAUGACUGAAACAGAAGAAGAACCGAAGGACAUUGAAGCCACUGAAGCUCAAGAAAUCACCGAACACGGCCAUGUUACUCCUUCCAAGGAACUUUCAGCAGAAGAUGAUUCGACAGCAGAUGAGACACAUAAUGAUGAUAUUCAGCACACCCUUGGACAAGAUUCGGUUGAAGUUAAGGAAACUGUUUUUACUUCAGAGGACACUGUACUAGAUAAUGUAACAGCAGAAGAGCCAACCUGUGAUAGUCAAGAAGUAGAUAAUGCAGAAUCAACCGAAGAAACUAAGGGAAACACAGCUGAGAAUAUAGAAGAAGUCUCUGAUGUGGUGAUUGCUGAUGAGGCAGUUAAAGAACAGGAUGUGCUACAGACUGAGGAUAUUGCUGAAACGCAUAUGCAGGAGCUAGAACCAGAAGAAACAAAGAACACAGAACCUGUUGAAUCAGAAGAAGCUUCUGAUCAGAUGAAUGCUGUUCUAUUCGAUGAUUUAGCUCAAGAAGAUACACAGGAGAUUGAUAUGCAGCAGGCAGAGUCAGCAACAGAAACCACUGAAACUGAAGCAGCUCCCCAGGAAAGCAAAGACUGUGUUUCAGAUGAGCCUUCUGCAGAAGAUCAUAAGAUAGAAAGUGAAAAAGAUUGUGACACUCAGGGAGUAAGCAUCACAGAAUCUUUAGAAGUAAUUGAUGGUGACAAAGACAUCAUAACUGGAGGAAUCUCUGGCCAAAGCAACAUGGUAUCUGCUGGGGAGUCGGCUCAAGAAAACUAUGUCCCUGAAAGCAAGUCAACUGCUGAUAUUCAGCCUGUGCAGGAACCGGAACCAGAAGAAAUAAAGAACACUGAACUUACAGAAGUGAAGGAAACAUCCUAUGAAAUGAAUACUACUGUCUUUCAGACGCCAACCAAAGAAGAUAAUCUAGCCACAAUUGAUCUGCAUGAAUCAGCAAGAGAACUGAGCAACAUUGAAGCCACAGAAGCAGGAACACCCCACCAAAGUGAUGCUGCUCAAUCAGAGGAGCAAGCACCAGAAGGAAUAGCAAGUGAGCCACAAGUACUGGAACCAGAAUCAGUCGAAGAAAUGAAUGACACUACAGCCACUGAGACUACAAAUAUCUCCAAUGCUAAGCUAACAUCUUCCUCUGGGGAAUCUGUCCCAGAAGAAAUUGCAACAGAAGAUAACACAAGCACUGAACCAGAUGUUGAUCAUCAACAAGUCCAGGAUCAAGAAUCAAGUGAUUUCAUGGAAACUGAAGCCGAUAAACCUCAAGGAAUUGCGUCAUCUUGCAUUCUUUCUACUUCUGAGCAGUCCACUUCAGAAGACAAUGCAACGGCAAUAGCAGAAGACAAUGCAACAGCAAUGGAACCAAAUUCUGACACUCAAGCAGAGAGUUUACAGCUGGCAGAAGUAACUGAGGGCACUGAAAAUGUGAAAAGCAACACUGCUCUUGGUGAGGCAGCAGCUCCAGAAGAAAAUGUAGAAACAGGUGCAACUGCUGAUAUGCCAUCAGUGCAGGAGCCAGAGCUAGAAGAGACCAAGGGCGCUGAACCAGCUGGAACAGAGGAUAUUAUGACAUCAAUUGACCUGCCAGCAGGAAAUAUGGACAUGGAAACCAUGGGGACUGAAGCAGUCCCUCAUGAGAGUCAUGUUGAAAGUAUAAAGGAACUCACUGAAGAUGGUACUGAGCCAGUUCUGGAGCUAGAAUCGUUUGAGAACACGAAGUGCACUGACACAAUGGAACAUCCAGGAGAGCCCCAUGGUUCUACUUCUGAUGAGACUACUCCAACAGAAGAAAAUACAACAGUAACCGAGCGUGCUUUUGACACACAGCAAGUGCAGAAUCUGACAUCUCAAGAAAUCAAGGACAGUGAAGAUGCCAAAACAGAUGAAUUCUCAGAUCUCAGUAGCUUUCCUACUAAAGAGGCAGAUCAAGAAAGUAAUUUACCAAGGACUGAGCCAGCUACUGAUGUCCAACAAGUGCAAGAAACCAGAGACAUUGAAUCCGAGGGAACUGAAAAUCAUCAACAACACGGAGUUUCUACCUUUGAGGAGCCAGCAGUAGACAGUGAGCCCAAUGUUGAUGAUCAACAGGUGCACGAGGACAAAGUACCAGAAGUAAAAGACAAUCAAGCAAUGGAGGCUGAAGAAGUCAUCCAGCAAAGUAAUAUUGACAUUCCAGAUGAUGCAACUGGAGAAAGGAGUGAACUGACAAGUGAACCAGAUUCUUAUGUCCAACCAGCACAGCAUGUGGACAGUGAGAACAGUCAGCUUGAAAAGGCAGAAGAAACCGCAGGCACUGUCGCCAUUGAAGAAACACCUACAGAAGAUAGUAUUGCGUGUGAAAUUGACCCACCUGUUGAUAUUAAACAAGAGCAUGAACUAGAACCAGUGGAAGAAAUCAAGGCUACUGAUGCCAAUGAAGCUGAAGAAGAAUUUCAUACAAGCCAAGUUGAUGCAAUAGAAAAAUCAGCUUCAGAAGGUAAUAUGGCAUCAAUAGAGCCAACUUCCGAUAUUAAGCAAGAGCCAACUUCCGAUAUUAAGCAAGAGAACGAAUUGGAGGCAACAAAAGAAAUUAACGGCAUCGAAGCCGUCAAUGAUGGAGAGCAAACAGAGAAUGCUACUUCAGAGGACCCAUCUCCAACAGAUAAUGAAACAACACCAGAAGGGCAUUCUGCAGAGUUGAAUGAAGAAAUUACAGGGAAUGAAACUGAUGAUGUCAAAGAUGAAAUACAGACGUUCGUGGAACUAAAGGAUGGUGCAUGUGAUUUGGGCGAAACUGUUUUGCCAACUCAGGGAAGUGAGAACAUGACUGAUGAAGAUGCUGUUCAAAGUCCUGGUGAUGAUAGACUAGAGACUUCAAAUACCGAUCAUGUCAAAGAAGAGAAAAAGGAUGGAUGUGAACAUAACUCAAGCGAAAUGUCAGGUGUGCAUAAAGAAGAGAACACAAUUCAUGUUCAGGAAAGAGAUAUCAGUGGGCAACUUCUCACAAAAAAGGGCACUGAAGAAGCAACACAAGCUUCAUUUGAAAGUGAUCCUCAGGGAGCACAAGAUGUCACAAAAGAAGAUGAUACCACAGAAGAUGGUGAGCAAACUAGUGAUCUUAACAAGCAACCUGAUGAUGUAGCACUUCAACUGCAAACAUGUGAGGCAGAUGCUUUAUCCAUUGGGAGACAAGAUGAGGUUGUGCAAAAGGUUGACUUGGAUCAACAACAGAAAAAAGAUGAGGAGAUUGAAAAUCAGAAGGAAGAAAUUCAGGCAGAUGAACAGAAACAUGAGGACAAGGGGGAUGAUUUCACCAUGGAACCACUUGUGGAGCCCGAUGAUAUCGAAAAUGGUGCCAAAAAUAGAACAGAAGACACUGAUGUAUGUGAGGCUGAACAAACAGAGGCACUCAUUACUGAAAUUCUUAAGCAUGAAGAAGCCCCACAUGUAUCUGAAGAAUCCACCCCAAGUAGCACGGAUAUGGAGGUUGACAAUGUUAAGGGAACAGAUGAAGGAACAGAAGAAGAUUCUGGUGCUAAAAAUGAUAAUAAAGAUGAGAAGGAGAGUGCAGAAAAUAAUGACAUAGUAGCAAACGAUUCUACUGAUGAACAUGAUGAAACAAUUUAUGAAAUUAAUAAUGAAGAGGUUGAACCUGGUUUGGCAUCCUCUGGUCAAGAAGCAUCUGAACCGGCUCCUUCAAAUGAUGCUAUACUAGAGAAUGAUUCUGCAGCUGUUACUCAGAAUGUUGAAUCAGGAGAGCAUAGGGAGGAUAAAGAAUGCACAGACAAGGUUAAUGAUGAUGUCCACACCAUUCAAGCAUCGGAGAAAGAGAUUGCAGGUGAAAUAAAUGAGAAUAAAGAAAUUCAAAAUGAAGACAAUGCUAUCCAUCAUGAUGAAUCACAGACAAAAUCUGAAAAGGAUGAGGCGCCUCAACUGCAUGCCAGUGAACCAUGCAACAUGGAUGCCAAAAUUGAUGAUACAACAACUCCAGGCAAAGAAAUAAUCGAUGGUAAUGCAAGUAUAAAGCCCAGAGAAAUUGAAGAGAUUGGAGAAAACAAGGGACUCGACUCCACUUCCAAACCUUUUGUAGAAUCAUCCAUACAGAACAAUGUUGAGCAGGACUUAAGCAUUCAUCACAAGGUUGAAGACGAAAAUCUUUCAAUGAUGGAGCAAAAUGAUGUAGAUAUUGAAGCUAUGCAAGAAAAAGCUGAUGAAUCUGCCUCAGAUAUAAAUCUAACCAAGCAAUGUCAGGAAGAAAUUAGUGAAGAUGAUGUUCAGCAACUUGAAAUAGAAGAAAGUUCAUUUGACAAAAUUGAUGAAACCGUUUCACAUGAGAAAACAGAGACAAGCACCACUGAAGCGGUAAUAGUCAAUGACACCAUCACCAAUAAGGCUAGUGGAGACGAUGGUGAACCAUCUGAUGGAAGUCUCAAAACCUUUAAUGACACUGGAAGGGAUCUUGAUGUUUCAUCUGUAAUUACAGCAUCAAAGGAAGAAAGUGUGAAUGAGAAUAUGGAAGACCAUAAGCUUGCUCUUCCUGCGCAUACUGCACAGGACGAAAACACCCCUGCGCAUCAAGAGAAGACGGAAAGAGAGAUGCCUUCAUCAGAGAAGCCCCUUCCUACUGAACCAGAAGAGAAUCAAAUUCCCAAUGAAAUAAAUGAAGGGGAGUUACAGGAUGAAAAUCAAAUUCCCAAUGAAAAGAAUGAACAGGACAUUCAAGAUACAGAAAUUGAAGAUGCUCAGAAUGAUGUUGAACCAGAUUUACCUGUUUCUCAUUUUCUGAUGAAUUUAAUAUUAGGAAAAAAGAACGGUGUUGCAGAUGAAAAUUCAGAACCUGGGGCUGAAGGGAAGCAAGGAGAAACAACAGAAGACGAUAGCUGCGUGCUCAUUUCUAAAGAAGAAGAAAGUGUGGGGCCACUUUGCACAGAAAAUAAGGUGGAUGACAAUCUCACCUUUGAACAAGAAAAACAUGAUGCCAAAUGCUCCGAAGAAACACAGGAAAUGGUCAAAGAACAAAGUGAUGAUCUUAAGCUGGACACAGAAAGAUCACUACAUACUGAUGAAGAGUCCAAUAAGAACACUCAAGGCAAUCCCCAAGACAAAAUUUCUGAUGAACUGUUAUCAGAAGAAGCAGCUAGUGUUUCUACAAAUAUGAAAGCGAGAGAUAUUGAGAUUUCGAACUUUGAGCUGGAUGAUAAAGCAGUUGAUACUGUCUGUCAGGAAGACACGGAGGAGUCAACAAAAGUUGAAAAUGAGAGCUUGAAGAGCAACAUAAAUGAUUUAACAAAUACAGAGGCUUCGGAAGAGGAUACUCUAGGGGAACAACAAACAGGACUCUUGCAUGAAUCUUUACCUGAAGAUAAUAGUGCUGAUGCAGUGUCCGCGCCCUUGCUGAUAGAAUCAGGUGUGGUUGAUGCAAAAGAUUCAUCUUAUGAUGCUGAGGCUGCCCAGAACCUUACCUGUGCAAAAGAAGAUGAUCCCACUGAAUCUUCCAUCAUUGAGGCAACAAGUAGUCCUCAUAUUCAACUGGAGUGUGAAGAAGUAGAGAAGAAAGAAGAGGAGCAGCAUGCAAGCAAGGGCACAGAAAACGUUCCCAAAGAAGCUGUAGAAAGUUCAAAUGACAAUCCUCAGAAAAGCACAAGCUCUGAAGUAACACCUCAUGAGCAAGAACCUCAUAUAACGGAACCAGUUAGUGACACUGAGAAGAUUUUGGCUCCUGAAAAGGAAAUUUGUGAAGGCUCAACAUGCAUGGAUGAGAAAGAAAACUCUAACUUCUCAAUUAAAGGAGUAGAAAACUUUCAAACAGAAGUUGAAAUUCAGGCUGACAGUCCAAACAUGCAGAUCAACCAAGAUAAGAAAGAUGAAGUUGCUGACAACAAAACUGCAAUGGGACCAGAAAAGCUAGGGGAAUAUGAUUUUCAGGAGCAGCAGGAAACUGAUAGGAAACAUGAAGUUGCUGACAACAAAACUGCAAUGGGCCCAGAAAAACUAGGGGAAUCUGAUUUUCAGGAGCAGCAGGAAACUGAUACUGAGCAAAAGUCUCCUAAAGUGAGUGAUGAAGGAGACCAGCAAUUUUUGGUCAAAAAAGAGACCAUGAUCAAAGAACAGGUUGUGCCUGGAACAGUUGAAAGCCAUGAGCAAACAGUGAGUAUAAAAUCUAACGAAAAGCAAGAACUGUUUGAUUCAAAGGUCCAGGAACGUGAUCUCAAUGUAGUUUCACCCAGAGAAGCUUCUGAGGCUGAAGAAAACUUUGUGGGCGUAACCAAGCCAGAAUUCAGCACAGAUGAAGAGCAAAGUCCAAAGGCUGAUGCAGAUGAGAAAACUUAUGAUGAGAAGAUAAAGGACGUAGAGGGAACUAAGGAUUUCACUGAUGGAGCAGCAACGAAAACUGAAGCACCAGGAGCAACAAAGAAGGCACCUAAAAAACUCAACCUAUUGUCUGGCGUUGGAUCAAAGGUAAAGCACCAACUAGCAAAGGUGAAGAAAGCCAUCGUAGGUAAGCCUGGGAACACAAAACCAGACUCACCAAAGUCAUAGUGAUGCAUUCACCUUAGAGCAUGUAUAUUAUUGUAAUGUUUGUACUUUGUGAGCUAUUCAUUUGAGUGGUAGAAUGUUAGCGACGGGACAGGAGAAGCUCCUCUUCACAACCAUCGCGUUGAAAUAUUCCUGUGAUGCUGAAGACGUUUGUAAAUAUGUCAUAGCGUGUAAAUCUAAGUUUCCAUGGUAUUGUUUCAUGGAACUUUAAGGUAGAGUCAAGGGCAUGGACCUGGUGGAUUGCUUGUAUUCUUUAUUGAUAUAUGCACAUGCAUUUUUGUGGUCAUGA
Molecule: messenger RNA, 6840 nt
Organism: Setaria italica (foxtail millet)
Lineage: Eukaryota; Viridiplantae; Streptophyta; Magnoliopsida; Poales; Poaceae
Product: titin homolog
Exons: 7
Coding region: 42-6554 (2170 amino acids)
Source: RefSeq, a predicted model, not a curated record